CGCUCUUGUCUCCCCUUGUGCACUUCUACAGCACUCUCUCGACACACACUCGCGCACCAUGGUCAAGGUUCUCGCUAUCCUGUACGACGGCGGCAAGCACGCAGAGGAGCAGCCGAAGCUGCUCGGAACGACCGAGAACGCGCUCGGAAUGAGGCCGUACUGCGAGAAGAACGGCAUCGAGCUGGUCGUCACGAGCGACAAGGAGGGCCCGGAUUCCGAGUUCAACAAGCACAUCGUCGACGCCGACGUCCUCAUCACGACCCCGUUCCACCCUGGCUACCUUACGCGCGAGCUCAUCGCGACGGCCAAGAACCUCAAGCUCGCCAUCACUGCCGGCGUCGGCAGUGACCAUGUCGACCUGAACGCCGCCAACGAGCGCAAGAUCACUGUCGCCGAGGUGACUGGCAGCAACGUCGUCUCGGUCGCCGAGCACGUCAUCAUGACCAUCCUCGUCCUCGUCCGCAACUUUGUGCCCGCGCACGAGCAGAUCAAGGCCGGCGACUGGGAGGUCGCCGCCGUCGCCAAGGGCGAGUACGACCUCGAGGGCAAGGUGGUCGGCACGCUCGGUGCCGGCCGCAUCGGCUUCCGUGUUCUGCAGCGCCUCAAGCCGUUCGACUGCAAGGAGCUCCUGUACUACGACUACAACUCGUUGCCCGAGGACGCCGCCAAGGAGGUUGGCGUUCGCCGUGUCGAGGACCUCAAGGACUUCCUGUCGCAGUGCGACGUCGUCACGCUCAACUGCCCGCUCCACGAGGGUACCAAGGGCAUCAUCAACAAGGAGACGAUCUCGUACAUGAAGGACGGCGCGUGGCUCGUCAACACGGCUCGUGGUGCCCUGUGCGUCGCAGAAGACGUCGCCGAGGCGGUCAACUCGGGCAAGCUGUCGGGCUACGGCGGCGACGUGUGGCCCAAGCAGCCGGCGCCCGCCGACCACUGCUGGCGCACGAUGGCCAACCCGCUCACCAAGGGCGGCAACGCCAUGGUGCCGCACAUGUCGGGCACGUCGCUCGACGCCCAGAUCCGGUACGCCAACGGCGCGAUCAAGAUCCUCGACAACUGGCGCAACGGCGUGCCGCAGACGCAGAGCGACCUCAUCACCGAGAACGGCGAGUACGCGACGCUCUCGUACGGACAGCGCACGGGCAAGAAGUGAGGAGGCGACGCGCAACGAGGGCAAGAGGAGUCGGGCGGUCGGCGGCUUUGACGUGUCCAAGCGGUCGACGCCUUCCUCAGCCUGACUUGAUCGACGAAGUGAAAUGACCAGCAGUACCAGCUUCAUCUCUCGA
This is a messenger RNA of Rhodotorula graminis WP1, 1286 nucleotides long. RefSeq lists its product as uncharacterized. The transcript is spliced from 9 exons. Gene Ontology annotation, molecular function: oxidoreductase activity, acting on the CH-OH group of donors, NAD or NADP as acceptor; NAD binding; formate dehydrogenase (NAD+) activity. The coding region runs from base 59 to 1153 and encodes 364 amino acids. The record is from RefSeq and is a predicted model, not a curated record. Lineage: Eukaryota; Fungi; Basidiomycota; Microbotryomycetes; Sporidiobolales; Sporidiobolaceae. Gene Ontology annotation, cellular component: cytosol.